Molecule: messenger RNA, 1218 nt
Organism: Colletotrichum abscissum
Lineage: Eukaryota; Fungi; Ascomycota; Sordariomycetes; Glomerellales; Glomerellaceae
Product: trimethyllysine dioxygenase
Exons: 8
Coding region: 1-1218 (405 amino acids)
Biological process (GO): carnitine biosynthetic process
Cellular component (GO): mitochondrion
Molecular function (GO): trimethyllysine dioxygenase activity; iron ion binding
Source: RefSeq, a predicted model, not a curated record
AUGCUCCCCUGGAGAACCAUUGCACCCCGAGCCGCGAGGCGUUCCGCUUCUGCAUUCGGAGCACCACCCCGCCGCAUCACAUGUGGCGGCACCUUUGGAUCCGCGAGUAGACACCUCUCCGCAACCGCCGCCGCCCGCCAGCUCAACGCAAAGGUCGUCACCGAAGGCGUGCAGUUCGAAGGGCUGACGGGCGUAUCAACCCGUAGAUCAACGCUCCCCCAUUUCUGGCUAAGUCAUGCGCAACUAGGGGAGCAAGACGGUCACGAGAGCUUCUACCCAUGGCACUUUAUCAAGCACUACCUGCAACAUGACCACCGCAGUCCGGAACAAGUCAACUACCACUUCUGGGGCUCCGACGUGGGCGAAAGGCGCCCCGUCGUCGAGUACGACCACCUCAUGACCGACAAGGACGACUCGGGCGUCGCAAAGUUGACAAACCUCAUUCGCGAGUACGGCUUCGCCUUCGUAGACGGAACCCCCUACGACACCCCGGAACCAACACAGCGCGUGCUCGAGAGAAUCGCCUUCAUCCGUGAGACGCACUACGGUGGCUUCUACGACUUCGUCCCGGACCUCGCCAUGGCCGACACGGCCUACACCAACAUCGCCCUCCCGGCGCACACGGACACGACCUACUUCACCGACCCGGCCGGCCUGCAAGCCUUCCACAUGCUCUCCCACGAGGCUCCGCCGGGACAGCAGCUACCCGAAGACGGCAAGCUCGGAGGCGAAUCGCUCCUCGUGGACGCCUUCUACGCGGCGCAGAUCCUGCAAAAGGAAGACCCGGCCGCGUACGAGAUCCUCUCCAAGGUGCGCCUGCCCUGGCACGCGAGCGGCAACGAAGGCAUCACGAUAUCUCCCGACAAGCGGUACCCCGUGCUCGAGGUUGACCCGCAGACGCGGACGCUGCAGCGGGUGCGGUGGAAUAAUGACGACCGCGGCGUGGUGCCGUUUACCGACGACGUCUCGCCGACCGCGUGGUAUGCAGCGGCGCGCAAGUGGGAUGCCAUUCUCCGGAGAUCCGACGUUGAAUUUUGGUGGCAACUGAAGCCCGGCCAGGUUUUGAUCUUUGACAACUGGCGUGUGAUGCACGGUAGGAGUGCGUUUGAGGGCAGAAGACGCAUCGCCGGCGCCUACAUUAACCGUGAUGAUUUUGUCUCCCGUUGGAGAAACACAAACUUCCCCCAUGAACAGGUCCUGAACCAGGUUGUUGGCUGA